GGCAUUUUAAGCCAUAUUCAUUUUAACGGUUUAGUUCUCCUUUAAAGUACUGACACAGGUACAUGUAAGGUCCAGACUUGGCACUUACAAGCACCUGUGUGAGAAUAACUAAUUUAAAAUAGGUUUCAUUCCUGCAGUGAAUCACAUUUGAACUGACUGCAGGGGAACACAGGGCAAAAUCGCACCUCUUUAGGACAGAUAAAGGAAGCACUUGCACCCCUAGCAUUGUUAGUUGUGCUCUGCACCUUGUGUCAGAUUUAAAAUCCAGUUCAAGGUGCACAACUCAGUUCCCAUGAGUGCAUAACUGCACUGUACUUAAUGCCUGUAAGCAUUUCCUGCAAUACAGCAUUCCCUUGCUUCAUGAAUCAUGUAGUUCUCCUGUGUUGCUUGUCCUAAAAGACAAAGUAGGGGGUGUGCCAGGGGACACAACAACCCGCCCAUUCUUCCGCACAAAAAUAUGUGCAGUUAAACUCUAUAUUUUAACUUUGAGUUAACUACGUAGGAAAGAGUCUGUAUCGGGUUUUACACCAGCAGCUUCAAGUUUAGGGAAGUAACAGCUCUUUAUUCUUCAGAGGUCACUUUCUCUUUCAUUUAAAAACAGUUUUCAGUGAGUAAACGCUUGUUAAAGGUUAAAAUGAACCUUUUCUUAAGGGGUACAGGAAAAGAUCUCUGGAUAUUUGUCUUUGGCUUUUGCUGGGUCUCAUGUUUUUCUUUAAAUGGCUGCAUAGAGGAGAUCCAGAGUGUGUCUUUUAGUUGUAUUGACAGCAAUCACUCUAUAAUACCAAUAGAUUUGCCUAAAAGCAUCCGAAGUUUAGACCUCAGCUUCAACCCCCUUAGACAUAUUCAUUCCAACUAUUUCUCCAACUUUUCCAAUCUAGAGUACCUUGAUCUCACCAGGUGCAGUAUAACUGUUAUUGAGGAUCUAGCAUUUUCAGGCCUUGAAAUAUUGCACACUUUGGUUUUUACCGGUAACCCAAUACGCCAUUGGGAUCCACAGUCAUUUUUUGGUCUCUUCUCCCUAUGUAAACUUGUCGUGGUAGAAACAUCACUCAGCAGGCUCUCAGAACUUCCCUUGAGAAAUGUAACUUCCCUCCGUGAAAUCUAUGCUGCUCAUAACAAAUUAAAAUCUCUGCAUCUCACGACAUCUUUGGUUAACCUUCAAACUCUUGACCUCCGUGAUAAUCAGAUUACGGAGAUAAAAGAUAAUGACCUGGAUCUAUUCAGAGGGGUCAGUAAAACCAAUCUUUCCCUCAUCUUGUCUCGUAAUCCCAUCAGUUAUUUUUCUCCAAAAGCUUUCCUGGAUAUCAACCUGCACAAGUUACAAAUUCAAGGUUGUUUUUCAAUUGCAGAAUCACUCAGGUCUAAUUUAAAAGCACUUGCUGGUAGCAAGAUUGAAAAACUUGAGAUUGGAGAUUACAGAGCGUCAUCAGAAAAGAUCAACUAUCAGGAGGGUCUAUUGGAAGGGCUUUGUAAAGUGGAUAUCCAAGAGCUGUCAAUAAAUGGCAUGAAUUUCUCAAUCACAGAUCGACCACCUGAUUGUAUAAAGAACUUGACAUCUCUUCGUGUAGUAAACAAUAAUUUGAAGUUAGACAACAUCAUUCCUAGCCACCAGAAUUUUGAUAGACUUCAACGCCUACAUAUAAAAAAUUGUGAACUCACCAAUAUGCCCUUAUUAUUUCUAUCGAAAUGCCCAUCACUAUUAGAGCUUCACAUAACAGGCAUUCCAAAGCUAUCCAAUUUUAAUGGGAGACUUAAAGGUUUAAAGGAGGUAAAAGUGUUGGAUCUGAGUAACAACAAGCUGAAUAUGAAUGAUUGCUGCUCUCAGUUUGUUGCUGAUACCUCAGAAUCUAAAAUCCAACAUCUAAAUUUGAGUUAUAAUUCAUUUAUAGGUUUUGAUGGUGCCUUCAUUAAUAUGCCACAUCUUCAGUCUUUAGAUGUAAGUCAUUCUAGAAUAAAAACAGUUGGAAAAUUUCCACUAUUUAUGUAUCUAGCAGACCUAAGAUUUCUGGAUUUGUCUUACACUUACUGCAACUUCCUCAUUGAUUGUUCCUUCUGUGGAUUAUACGGGUUGGAGGAACUCAGAGUAUCUCGUACAAUAUUUGCUAGUGACAUUUUGAGUGUGGUUUUCCAGAACCUGAAGCAGCUUCGAUCUCUUGAUUUAUCUGCAUGUAACCUGGAAUUUAUUCCUGAAGGGACUUUUUCGUCUCUUAAAGUUUUGAAUGUACUAAAUCUAAGCAAGAACAAGCUCCUGGAUCUCCGACAAUCUCAUCUCAUUCAACUUGCAAACCUUAUCAGUCUUGACCUUAGUUUUAACCAAUUGAAGGAUAUAUCUGACAACAGUAUACAAUCAUUACCUAGUAGUUUGGCAAAAAUUGAUCUUUCAGGAAACCCUUUUGACUGUUCUUGUUGGCAAAUUACAUUUUUGUUGUGGGUCAAACAACAAAAAGACAAGACACUGAAACCAAGUAAUCAAAUGUUUUGUAAAACUCCACAAACCUUAAAUGGAUUGCCACUGACAGAUUUGACUCUCAAUUGUAGUAUGACACUGUUGAUAUCAGGAGUUUUGCUGGGCAUCCUUUGUCCUAGUUUAAUUGGCAUUUUAGUAUUUUGUUACCUUACCACUACCCCUACUGGCAAACUCUUCUGUAAUCGCUGCAAAAGGAAACAUGAUCAUAACUGUGUAUAUGAUGCAUUUGUUAUGUUUUCCAAUGCGGAUGAAGAAUGGGUGAAACAGCAACUUGUUCCCAAAUUAGAAAAUGAAGAUGAAUUUAUACUUUGUUUACAUUACAGAGACUUUGUGCCUGGAGUUUCUAUAAUUAACAACAUAAGUAAUAGUAUUUUAAAUAGCCACAAGGUAAUUGUUGUCCUUUCUCAGAAUUUUUUGGAAAGCAAGUGGUGCAGCUAUGAAUUUGAAAUGGCCAAGGCCUGGCAAUAUUUGGAGGGUUCAUCUGAGAUUAUAGUUAUUCUUCUGGAGUCAGUAAAUGAGGUUCAUCUGAAAAAGGUUCUAGGACUCCAUAAAUACCUGGCAAAAACCACUUACUUAGAGAGGAAUAAUGAAUUUUUCUUUUGGAUGAGGCUACAAAAUGCUCUCAAGAAUGGACAAUGUAGUACUAGACUACAAAAUCGUCAUAAAGAAAUGCCAGAAAAUAUUUUAUAAUUCUAUAUCAACUUUACAUAUUUGAAACGGCAUAGGUUUACAUAUGAUAACAGCGGUUGGCUGAAGCUCAUUAAUAUAAACUCUUAAAACCAUUUUUUUUAUAUUAUAUACAGUACAUAAGCACACAUAUACAUUACACACAAACUUUAAAGAAAAUAAACAACUGUUAAGUCAGUUAUUUGAAAUAUGGUCAGGGUAAUCUGUAACAAGAACCUUUGCUUACCAGUUGCUAGGAUUCGGCAUGUGGCUCAGCAAAAGAACAGAUUAUUAGGAGUGGAUUGAGAAGAACCAGUGGUUGUGAUACCCAUGAUAAAAAAUAUAUUUUUGAAACUAGGUGAAAUAUCAAAGGUGAAGACUUCCUGAGUACUUUUCUUCAGUGCACUGCUGCAAUGAGGCUAAUUGAAAAACUUGCCUCAGGUGACAAAUAGCAGCUCCUGGAAACUUUAAGAGACAAAUUUCUGUUUUUUAAACUGGAAAUUCAGCUUUUCUUCUGCAAGAGAGCGCAAUUGUGCUCUCUGUAAUAGCAAUGCAGCCCCCCUGGACCCCCUUUGCACAGGAAAAGAAAUAGCUGGAUUGUGAUGGGGAGGCGGCCCCUGAGUAGCUGCUGUUUCUCUCAGAAAUAUUACCCAUGUCAAGUGCUAUGAUAUGGAGGUGGCUAGAUCCUAGGGAAAUGAAUAACGAGGUUUGGAGGGUAUGGAGGAGGGUUUUCAGUUUUUUUUAGAGAACUAGGCUGAUUAUCUGUUGGCUACAUGCUAUGUGUAAAGGCUGGGCUGUACUAGAGAGGAUCACUAGAAAUCAGGGAAGGAAUAGUGAAGAACUUUGUGAAAGGUUAGAUUAUAAUCUGGGCAUAAUUAAGCAAAAUAAGAGGUGAAGAAGUGGGUGGGAAUUUCAUAUAUGGCAGGGAGGACCAGAAUACAUAUACUGCUGAUAUACGAAACAUAAAAACUGGUACCUCUAUUAAAUGUAUAUUUACUAAUGCUAGUAGCUUCUGAAACAAACAAAAACUAUUAGGUGCACCAGUUUAAGUCUACAACACCCUGCAAUAAUAUUUUUUUUUAAAUA
Xenopus laevis (African clawed frog) is the source of this 4219-nucleotide messenger RNA. Its product is annotated as toll-like receptor 4. The record is from RefSeq and is a predicted model, not a curated record. The transcript has 3 exons. Bases 635 to 3157 code for a protein of 840 amino acids. Lineage: Eukaryota; Metazoa; Chordata; Amphibia; Anura; Pipidae.